Humulus lupulus (European hop) is the source of this 1308-nucleotide messenger RNA. RefSeq lists its product as uncharacterized. The coding region runs from base 1 to 1308 and encodes 435 amino acids. The record is from RefSeq and is a predicted model, not a curated record. The transcript has 2 exons. Lineage: Eukaryota; Viridiplantae; Streptophyta; Magnoliopsida; Rosales; Cannabaceae.
AUGAGCAUGAUUGAUGCAACAAGUGGGGGAGCACUGGUGGACAAGACUCUUGUUGCAGCUAGGAGUUUAAUUUCUAAUAUGGCAGCCAAUUCCCAACAGUUUGGAGUUCGUCAUGAGGUGUCAGUUAAGGGAGUAAAUGAGACAAACUCUGAAGUAGAGCAGCAACUUGCACAAUUGACUAGUAUGGUUCAACAAAUCACCUUAGGUCGUCAGGUAAGACCUUUUAGGAUAUGUCAGGUGGUGGGGCAUCCUACUGAUGCUUGUCCCACUCUUCAAGAGAUAUGGAAACCAACAAUAGCAGCACCUACCAGACCACCAGGGUUUAAUUACCAACAAAUGCCUCAACAAGCCUAUGCACCCUGUCCUCAACAACCUCUUAUUGGAGUUCCACGAGAUCACAAACCAUCAAUACCAGACAUGCUUAAAAAUUUGGGGGCUUCCAAUAUACAGACUCAAGUAAUUCUUCAGAGUACUCAAGUGUCUCUCCAAAAUUUGGAGAACACAAUAGGACAUAUUUCUACAUCUCUGAGCAAGCUUGAAGCUCAAAAUUCUGAACGAUUACCUCCCCAGCCAGAAAGGAACCCAAGAGCAAAUGUAAGUGUGAUAACACUGCAAAGUGGUAUACAAUAUGAGCCACCCACACAACCCUCAUCGCCAACUCCAAUGCAAAAGCAAGUAGUAGACAACUCUAUCCAUGAUGAACCAUCAACGCAGAAAAAGUCACAUAAACCAACUAUGCCAACCUAUGUCCCUCGUCCGCCUUUUCCAAGAAUAUUGAAAAAGUUUAAGAAAGAGGAAGGUGACAAGGAAAUUCUUGAGACUUUUCGCAAGGUUGAGGUAAAAAUUUUGUUACUUGAUGUUAUAAAACAAGUGUCUCGUUAUACUAAAUUUUUAAAGGAGUUAUGCACGAAUAAGAAGAAAUGUAAGGGUGAUGAGAAGAUAAGUGUGGGGGAGAAUGUCUCUGCUUUUCUCCAAAAGAAGCUGCCACCAAAAUGCAAGGAUCCUGGAACCUUUACAAUUCCUUGUAUGAUUGGGAAUAAAAGGAUUGAGCGGUGUAUGAUAGAUUUGGGAGCAGCGAUUAAUGUCAUGUCAUAUUCAACAUAUGGUUCCUUAAAUCUUGGGCCAUUAAAGGAGACAGGAGUUAUUAUUCAACUUGUUGAUCGCAUUAAUGCUUAUCCUUUAGGGGUAGUUGAAGAUGUGCUCCUGAAGGUUGAUAAACUUGUCUUUCUAGUAGAUUUCUAUAUACUUGAAAUGGGGGAUGCAUCAAUACCCAAUCCAACAUUGUUUUAUUUGGGAGGUCAUUCUUGA